GAGCGGAGGCGCUCCUGCUUAAUCCUGCCGCCUCCAGUCCGCGGGGAGCCGGCCGACAUGGCGACCGCCACGACGCUCCUCUCUGCAACGAACCGCGUCUGAACCGGGUUCUGUUUGCAGUUUAGCUCGGGUAGGGUUCGAACUCAACCCCUGCAGGCUUUUUUCCUGAGCAAGGAACGCGUUCUGGGCUUUAUAGGAGGUGGAGCGGACGCUGUGCUUUUGUAAGCAGGGCCAGUGGAGGGAGCGAGGAAGACUAUGGUGGAGCAGGAGCCAACGUCCUCGGCAGGGCAGAGGUUGGGUGCCCCGGAGUCACUGGGCAUCAGCACGCUGGAAUCGGGCCAAAAGCCACCAGCCAUGCCUGCCGGCCGCCACAUAGCCAUCAGGGUGCGCAUGCUGGAUGACUCCGAGGAGAUAUUCGACGUCUCUCAACGAGCUUCAGGCAAGGUUUUGUUUGAGAUGGUCUGUGCUCACCUCAAUCUGGUCGAAGGAGAUUACUUCGGUCUGGAGUUCCAAGACCAGCACAAGAUGAUGGUUUGGCUUGACCUUCUAAAACCCAUCAUAAAACAGAUCAAACGCCCCAAGCACACAGUCCUGCGGUUUGUCGUGAAGUUUUUUCCUCCUGACCACGCCCAGCUGAUGGAAGAGCUGACCAGGUAUCUCUUUGCGCUCCAGAUCAGGCAAGAUUUAGCCAGUGGCCGGCUCACCUGCACAGACAGCAGCGCUGCCCUGCUCGUCUCCCACAUCAUUCAAUCUGAGAUUGGAGAUUUCGAGGAGACUCAGUGCAGGCAACACCUCCUCAAUAAUAACUACAUUCCUGACCAGAUGGCCCUCAUGGACAAGAUCAUGGAGUUCCACCAUAAACAUGUUGGUCACACUCCAGCAGAGUCAGACUACCAGUUAUUGGAGGUGGCACGUAGGCUGGAGAUGUACGGCAUCAGACUACAUCCAGCUAAAGACAGAGAGGGGACCCGACUCAGCCUCGCUGUAGCGCACACAGGAGUGCUGGUCUUUCAGGGUCACACCAAGAUCAAUGCCUUUAACUGGUCUAAAGUACGUAAGCUCAGCUUCAAGAGGAAGAGGUUCCUUAUCAAACUCAGACCAGAUCUCAAUCAGAGUGCGUGUCAGGACACUUUGGAAUUUGUGAUGGCAAGUCGGGACUGUUGUAAAAUCUUCUGGAAGAUCUGUGUGGAGUACCAUGCUUUCUUCAGGCUCUUUGAAGAACCCAAGCCCAAACCUAAACCUGUCCUUUUCAGCAGAGGAUCGUCCUUCAGGUUCAGCGGCCGGACUCAGAAGCAGGUGAUAGAUUACGUAAAGGAGGCGGAGUUGAAAAAGCAUCCUUUCAACAGGAAACACAGUAAAGUUCAGUACAACAGCGGUCUGUCUCCCCUGCCUUCUCCCGCGCACUCACAAGUGACAAAUCAAGUCGAUGGGCGAAGCUGGAAGGAGUCGGCGUUGGUAAGCUCUGAGGAUUCGGCUGCGUUGAGGAUCCGUGGAAGCCCCCCUCCUUCAGUUCAGCAGAAUGACGGCGUGUUAUCUGAAGCGUGUAUCAGGCAGCAGAGUGACGAGCUCAGCACUGCAGUAGAAUUACCAGAUUUGUCCAUGUCUCUGGUGAACGGUCAUCGCCGUGCGCAUGAGCUGAACGGUGCGAGUCCAAGCCCGGAUGAUCAGCAGCCAUCACCGCUCACUUCCCCGCUCCUGAACGACGCCGGCACUCUGCGCACAGAUGAUGAAGAGGAAAAUCGGAGGAAGAGAUUUCCAACAGACAAGGCUUACUUCAUUGCCAAAGAGCUGCUCACCACGGAGAGAACCUACCUGAAGGAUCUGGAGCUCAUCACCUUGUCAUUUCAGAGUGUACUGGCGAAAGAGGAGGGCGCUCCAGAGUCUCUAAGGAACCUUUUGAAAUCCAGCUUUGAACCGCUGCACACCUACCACUCUGACUUCCUUAAAGAGCUGGAGCAGAGACUUGCACUGUGGGAAGGCCGUUCAAAUGCCCACAUUAAGGGGGAUUACCAGCGUAUUGGGGACAUCAUGCUGAAAAACACCCAGGGACUGAAGCUUUUGACGGCUCAGCUGCAGAAGCAUUCCGAGUGUGUGAGUGAACUGGAAACGGCGUGUCGCGCACCACGGCGACUGGAAACUGUGUGUCGAGACUUUGAGCUGCAGAAGGUGUGCUACGUGCCCUUAAAUGUGUUUAUUCUGAGGCCACUGCACAGACUGCUGCAUUAUAAACAAAUCCUGGAGAGACUCUGCAAACAUUACCCCGCCACACACUCCGACUUCAGAGACUGCAGAGCUGCACUGGCUGAUGUGUCUGAACUGGAGUCUGUGCUCCACUCCAGCAUGCUGAAGACUGACAACUACCAGAGACUGCUGGAGCUGCAGAAGGACUUGAUAGGGGUGGACAAUCUGGCAACCCCAACGCGCGAGUUUAUCAGAUUGGGAUGUUUAAGCAAACUUUCUGGGAAAGGCCUGCAACAGCGCAUGUUCUUUUUGUUCAGUGACGUGCUGCUGUACACGAGUCGGGGGAUUACAGCAUCCAAUCAGUUUAAAGUGCACGGCCAACUCCCUCUUCGUGGAAUGACAAUCAGGGAGAGUGAAGAGGAGUGGGGUGUUCCUCACUGUUUCACUCUGGUCACACAGCGUCAGUCAGUGGUGGUAGCAGCAAGUUCUGUAUCGGAGAUGGAGAAAUGGAUGGAGGAUUUAAAGAUGGCUGUGGAUCUCGCUGAAGACUCUAAUGGUCCAUCAGUAAGCCUGCUGACCAACAGCAAUGACGUCAAGUCUGCAGGGGAGUGGGCCUCGGAGGUCGAGUCAGAGGAUGACCUGGCUGGGUCGCGCACAUCAUUGGAGCGCCAUGGCAACAGCUCAGCACAUCACCGUGGCAACACCACGGUUCAUGUUUGCUGGCAUCGCAACACCAGCGUUUCUAUGCUGGACUUUAGCAUAGCGACGGAGAACCAGCUGUCUGGGAACCUGCUAAGGAAAUUUAAAAACAGUAACGGCUGGCAGAAGCUCUGGGUGGUUUUCACCAACUUCAGCUUGUUCUUCUACAAAACACACCAGGAUGAGUAUCCAUUGGCCAGUCUGCCUCUGUUGGGUUACUCGGUAACUGUUCCAGCCGAGUCAGAGAACAUCCAUAAGGACUAUGUGUUCAAACUGCACUUCAAAUCCCACAUCUACUAUUUCAGAUCCGAGAGCGAGUACUCCUUUGAGAGGUGGAUGGAGGUGAUUCGAAGUGCCACCAUCUCCUCCAGCAGAAUUCGUUAUCUCAACCGCAAAGAGCCCUAUUGAGCCCAGCAGCUUUAGGGAGCAACUGUGUGUGUGUGUGUGCGCGCUUGUGUGAGUAUGUGUGUCUGUGUACAAGUGUAGUCUGAUCUUGAUGAUCAGUUUGUGUUAUCUCUUUAAAACAAAAAAAAUCACCUUUUGUGACAUUAACGUUUUCUAUCAUGAUUUUACACACCAUAAGACAUUUUUUUGAGUGCGUCUGACCGUCUCCAUGGAGAGUCCUGGUGCUUUUUUAAAUGGUGACACGUCUGCUGCACAUCGUAUUUUUCUGCAUAUCAGCUUUUUUCUGCGUUUUCCUGCAUUUUUACUGGGCUGUUUAGCCUCUUUUAUAGAAUCUCAUUUUAUAUACUAUAAUUAAUUAUCUAUCUGUGUGCACUCUGUUUGCCAUAAAUGUCACUUGUUACUUCAUAGAAGGCCCAUCAAUACUGGUGCCCUGAAUUUCUUUUCUUUUCUUUUUUUUUUAAUGUAAGCAAGCUCAUGUCCGUUUUAUUUUAGUAAAAACGGUUUGGUCAUUUCUAUUAACAGACUUCUUGGAAUCCAUUAGUCUGUGUGCCAUUUUGGAUGCGUUUCAUCUAAAUACAUUUUAAAUUUAUUAAAAAGGAGCCUUCAUACAUCUAGGUUUUAGAAAGGUUUUAAAAAAAAAAAAGUAAGCUUUUAACGUUAUUCAACUCAGUUUGUUUGGAUGUUAAAUUACUAAAUUGAAUAGGAAUUUUUAAACAGGUUUCACAAUAAGAUAUAAGGUGCAUAAUAACAUACAUGUCUUUUUAUUCCAUUAAGAUGAGUGUUGAUAAUGACAUUUCUUAAUUCAGGGUUGUUAAAUAUUGCUGCCAUUUUAGGAAAUAAAAUCAUAUUAUUAAAGCGACAGUAUAGUUAGAGUAGCCACGCUUCAUUCUCAACAGACACUACAUAUAUGAAGAAUGCCAUCGAGGAAGUAAAGCUUUAAAGUGUAGAGUUAUACAUGAUUUUGUAGUUUCAUACAUAUUAUUUACUCUGAGAUGACAAGGCUGCCUCAUGCGAAGGUUUGAAGUCGUGGUUUAUCUGUGAAGAACAGGGAGCAGGAGAUGACUUUGGCAAGGCGUGUCUUAAGUGUCUAUUACUUUUACUUUGGACAGAGGAUGAAAUGUUUCAUAUUACAGAUAAUUAAAGAGAGAAACAGAGUGUUGUAUGGAUAUGUAAGCAAUAAAAACAUUUGAACAUCUAAGAA
This is a messenger RNA of Neoarius graeffei (lesser salmon catfish), 4486 nucleotides long. RefSeq names its product FERM, ARHGEF and pleckstrin domain-containing protein 1-like. Gene Ontology annotation, molecular function: guanyl-nucleotide exchange factor activity; cytoskeletal protein binding. The coding region runs from base 256 to 3288 and encodes 1010 amino acids. Lineage: Eukaryota; Metazoa; Chordata; Actinopteri; Siluriformes; Ariidae. The record is from RefSeq and is a predicted model, not a curated record. The transcript has 26 exons. Gene Ontology annotation, cellular component: cytoskeleton.